Messenger RNA from Linum trigynum, 4885 nucleotides. The record is from the annotation of a GenBank genome assembly. NCBI's taxonomy places the organism in Eukaryota, Viridiplantae, Streptophyta, Magnoliopsida, Malpighiales, Linaceae.
UCUUAUACUUUAAGGUCUCCAAAUUUGUGUAAUCUAACAUUCAAAAGAUACAGACGGAUUCCUACUAUUUUACGCGCAAUUGAACACAAGUACAUGACACACAAAAAGUCACCAAGAAUUUAAACCGCCAAACUCUCUCGAUGGUUGCGGUCAAUGAAUAAAAUCUACGGCUACCUCAUGAAGUGCUUACAAGAAUCUACAUCAUAAUUCAAUAUCAUAAAGAAGCGUGAAUUAUACAUUACAACUUAAUUAGUGUUUGUGUGCUAUUAAUUAUAUCGGAUUUACAUUAUAUAUAUGUCACGACCUUAGCUAAUUGUCAAUUUGUCAUAUAGUAGUUAUCUAUUUUCCACCAAUGUCUCUAACUAGAAGACGACAUCAAAAUGCUGGUUCUCAAAGAGUCCAAUGGAGGGAAUUGUUGGAACGUGGCAUCCUUGAAAUGGGUUAGUAUAGUUACUCAACUUAAUUAAGCCGACCUAGUAGGAGUUUGGUCGAACCCACCUAGCUAGAUGCCUUUUUCAAUGUUGUAAGUAGCUCUCAAAGUGAUUUAAGCUUUGAUCUCGAAGAUUAAAGUUAGUGAUUGAUUAACAUUUUAUCAGUUAGAGUUCAAUUUUCAUAAACAAUUUGUCAAGUGCAGCGGGGCAGGUCGGUAGUCUCGUUCGUAAGAGAUGAACCAAUGCUCAUAUGUUGUCGAGAUUAUCCAGAGGAAAAAAAAAAAACAAAAGUGAUGAGGGAAUUCAGUCUUGACAUGGCAAGCCAUAUACUUACUAGUCACAUUGCUAGUAGUGGAAGUCAAAAUAAAAAACGCACGUCAACACUUAAAAGAAUAAGAUACGUCGUCCGAAGCGGAUCAAGUGUUCAAAACAAGCUGAUCUCCCACUAAUUUUGUGACAAACUAUAAGAUAUAUCCGAUAAAAUAAUGGACAUUUUAGUGAAUCACUCAUAAAUUAUAUACUACAAACAAGCGAUCCAUCACAAGUCAUAAGCCCGUUGUUUUUUUUUUUUUUUUUUUGAAAAAUCAUAAGCCCGUUGUUUUAGAAACAAAGGCGGUUCUUCUUUGAAGAAAUUGUUGAUAGUCAAGUCACCAAAUUUCUUUCGUCACCCUUUUUAGGACAGCAAUACAUACAAAAGACGGCACAUACAAAAGGCAUUUCCGUGCGAUUAUUCCCGGCAAACAAACAGACAACCAAGGGCAUAUUGGGGAAAGCAGCCAAAAGUCUUUUUCGCAUUUUCAAUUAGUUUUUGCGGGAAACUCCACUAACUAAAAAAAAAAAAAAAUUCAUAACCCAGCCAGCGCCAUCCAGGCCCAACCAGAGAAUCUAACCAUGGUUACCGCCUCGUUGUUAGGUGAGAGUGAGAGCGAGCGAGCCUGACCAAGACACCAGGUCGAGUUUGGUGAGCGUUGAGAAAUUUUAUUUAUUUAUUUCCCUUUUUCUUUUCUUCCACCUUCCUUCCUCCGCCAGUCCGCCUUAUUAAAAGCCCAACCUUUCACUCCCAAUCUCGGCAGGAAAGAAAUUUUUUUGGUACCAAACAAAACCGACUUGAACUAAUCAAAAGAUUUCUCUCCUCCCCUGAAUCGCCGGACACCAACUCCCACCCACCAAGCUUCAGCGAAUUCAGGAAUUAUCGGUAAUUAGAAUGGACUCGUCCUCGUCGUCGGGAUCUCAAUCGGCGAUCGAUCUGAUGGCGGCAAUUAUCCGGAAGAAGUUCGCCGACCCGUCCAACGCUUCGUCAGAGUCGGGAGGUGCGGCGGCGGAGGUGACCUCGCUGAUCCUCGACAAUAGGGAGUUCGUCAUGAUCCUGACGACUACGGUGGCCGUGCUGAUCGGUUGCGUGGUGGUGCUGGUGUGGAGAAGAUCCAGCUCCCCCAAGCAGAGCUACCAGCCGCCGACGCCGUUGGUUGUCAAGAAGAAGGAGGAGGAUGUGGUGGUUGAUGACGGGAAGAAGAAGAUCACUGUGUUUUACGGUACUCAGACUGGUACUGCUGAAGGAUUCGCCAAGGCUCUGGCCGAGGAGGCGAAGGCGCGGUAUGAGAAGGCUGUAUUCAAAGUUGUUGACAUGGAUGAUUAUGCCGGGGAUGACGAUGAGUACGAGGAGAAGUUCAAGAAAGAGUCCAUCGCUUUCUUCUUCCUCGCUACGUAUGGAGAUGGUGAGCCGACUGAUAAUGCAGCAAGGUUCUACAAGUGGUUUACUGAGGGUAAAGAGGCCAGAGGAGAAUGGCUCAAGAUGAAUUAUGGAGUGUUCGGUCUUGGCAAUAAGCAAUAUGAACACUUUAAUAAGAUUGCUAAGGAGGUGGAUGAUCUUCUGGCUGAACAAGGUGGCAAGCGCAUUGCUCCUGUGGGUCUAGGAGAUGAUGAUCAAUGCAUGGAAGACGACUUUUCUGCUUGGAAAGAGUUGGUAUGGCCAGAGCUCGAUGGUUUGCUUCUUGAUGAGGAUGAUCAAUCAUCUGCAACCACCCCGUAUACUGCUGCGGUGUUGGAAUACCGGGUUGUGUUCUAUGACUCCACUGAUGCACCAGUAGAAGACAAAAGCUGGAAUGGUGCCAAUGGCCACGCUGUCUAUGAUGCACAACAUCCAUGCAGGUCUAAUGUUGCUGUGAGGAAAGAGCUUCACACUCCUCUUUCUGACCGAUCUUGCACACAUUUGGAAUUCGACAUUGCUGGCACUGGACUCUCAUAUGAAACUGGGGAUCAUGUUGGUGUGUACUCUGAGAAUGUCGAGGAGGUUGUAGAAGAGGCACUGCAGUUGUUAGGUUUGUCCCCCGACACAUACUUCUCAGUCCAUUCCAAUAAAGAGGACGGGACACCACUCAGUGGAAGCUCAUUGCCAACACCAUUCCCACCGUGCACCUUGAGAACAGCUCUGACUCGAUAUGCCGAUCUUUUGAAUGCUCCCAAAAAGUCUGCUUUGCUUGCUUUAGCAGCUCAUGCUAAUGAUCCUACUGAAGCCGAUAGAUUGAGAUAUCUCGCGUCACCUGCUGGCAAGGAUGAAUAUGCAAAAUGGGUAGUUGCAGAACAGAGAAGUCUCCUUGAGGUCAUGGCUGCAUUUCCCUCUGCAAAGCCUCCACUCGGUGUUUUCUUUGCUGGAGUUGCUCCUCGCUUGCAGCCUCGAUUCUAUUCUAUCUCUUCAUCUCCUAGGAUGGCACCAUCUAGAAUCCACGUGACUUGUGCUCUGGUGCUUGAGAAAACUCCAGGAGGACGGCUUCACAAGGGAGUGUGCUCAACUUGGAUGAGGAAUGCUGCUCCUAUGGAGAAGAGCCAAGACUGCAGUUGGGCCCCCAUUUUCAUUCGGCAAUCGAAUUUCAGACUUCCUGCAGAUACCAAAGUUCCCAUCAUAAUGAUUGGUCCUGGGACUGGACUGGCUCCUUUCCGGGGCUUCCUGCAGGAAAGACUAGCACUCAAAGAAUCCGGAGCAGAACUUGGGACCUCUAUCUUCUUCUUUGGUUGCAGAAACCGUAAGACGGAUUUCAUAUACGAGAAUGAACUCAACAAUUUCGUCGAAACCGGUGCACUCUCUGAGCUGAACGUUGCCUUCUCGAGGGAAGGAUCUACCAAAGAGUAUGUGCAGCACAAAAUGAUGCAGAAGGCUUCGGAAAUCUGGAACCUGAUCUCUCAGGGCGCCUAUGUUUACGUAUGUGGUGAUGCCAAAGGCAUGGCCAGAGACGUUCAUCGAACUCUCCACACCAUUGCAAUUGAGCAGGGAUCGCUCGACUCAUCCAAGGCAGAGAGCUUGGUGAAGAACCUGCAAAUGAAUGGUCGCUACCUGCGUGACGUGUGGUAAUCACUCAUUAACCAUGCGUUAUCGAGCCAAUCGUCGCUCGCUAAAUUAUUGAUUAAAAAAGGAAUAUGAAAAAAAGAUGGAGAAGGAAUGACUCCUGGAGAAGAAGUACAGGUUUUGCCAUUUGAUGCAAGAGAUCACUGAAUUGGUGAAGACGGCUAUAGAUAUUUGCAGAAUGCCUGCCUUCCUGCCUUCCCCAUCUACAUCUGUAAGUGGGCUGUUGUUACUUGUUACUGAUCGAUGUUGUAUCAUGAUAUAGUAUAGUAGACUGCAUUGUUCUUUUUUUUUCUUCUUCUUAUCUCUUGAUUUUUCACUACUGUGGAAGAUUUUUGCUGCUCUGCUUAUUCUUUUCUUUUUGUUUCUUUUUUUUGGAUGAUGGUAAUGUAAGUUAACGCACUCCAUGAUGGUUCAGAGUUCUCUAUUAAGCUCCACAUUUAGCAACAAUCCGAUAUGUACUCCAUUAUCGGUCACAAGGUUGGACAACAACUUCAUAAAGCUAAUAAGUAGAUGGCGUAAUCCAUAUAAGACAGUCCGGCACAUCACCCAAAUCCGACACGCGAACCAGAAGCUGAUCAUCGGAGUCGAGCUCGUACACAUCGCGCCCGUAAUAAACACAGUUCCUCCUGCACUCCGAACGAACAGGCACGCAAACGACGUUAUGCGCAUCCGCGAACAGAGCGUAAUCGCCUAUGCUUUCGACCUCAACCCAUCGGGAUGGGAUUAGGUGCUAACUCGGUUAGCACCGUGAUAACUAGCAAAAAUCACUAGCAGGCCAAAACCCUUCCAUCCGCGGUGCAAAAGACGUAGACCUUGUCCCUCCAAAGCACGGCUUUGUAGCGGCUGUGAGUGAACCUUUGAUCACCGCCCACAAAGGAGUCGAAAGCGACUAGCGUGCAUUCUUGAUGAUGCUACUGAUCAUCAUCAUCCUCAUCCCUGCCGCCGCUGCCGGUGAGCUUCCAUAACACUAAGCCGCUCUCGCCGCUUCCGUACGUGCUGGUCACUACAACGACGUCGCACGACCCUUCCGCGGGCUCGGCCGACAUUAGAAACCCGUUAAAGAUACGUUCUUCUUGGGUUAGGAACCUGCAUGAAAUCAAAAUCGUGGUUUAAA